Molecule: messenger RNA, 2743 nt
Organism: Humulus lupulus (European hop)
Lineage: Eukaryota; Viridiplantae; Streptophyta; Magnoliopsida; Rosales; Cannabaceae
Exons: 4
Coding region: 114-2516 (800 amino acids)
Source: RefSeq, a predicted model, not a curated record
AUUUAAAACUUUCAAAAACCUUCUUCUUUCUCUUUCUAGUUCUUUCUUUACUGAUAAACCCUAGCUUUCUUCUACCUCCAUCUUCUCAUGCGAUCGCGCUCACCUUUCAUACCAUGCACCCUCACUCAUACACCGUCGAUUUCUUGUCGAAAUCCCAAGACCUCGCCUCCACCAUCCUCGCUUCCUCUGCCCCUUCUCAGAUCUCCGCCGCUUGCGCCGCCAUCGACUCCUUCCUGCACUCACACUCACCCGACCACUCCCGCCACUUCUUCUCCUUCGCCUUCCCAACCCUAGUCUGCAAGCUCUUCGGCUUCGACGAUAUCGUUUCAUCUUCAUCAUUAUCAUCCCCAUCGCCACCAUCGUCGUCCUCGUCCAACGGCUGGAUCGACACAGUCCUCGCAUCCAACGAUCCUGAUUUAGCUAACAAGGUUUUUUCCCUCCUUGCUCCCGGGGGCGUCCUUCUCAGCUCAAUCUCUGCUGUUGAUCGUCUGUCGCUUGUAAAGUACGUCUUUCCGAACGAACGGUUGCCGGAAUGGGCCCGAUUCAUAUUUUCCUCCGACAAGGACUGCCGGGUUUUAGCUGAUCUUUGCCCAAUUUUCAAAGGUAAAGUUAAGGAGGAUUCCAUUAAGGGUUCUGUGUUUCAAGUUCAGCUUAAUGUGUUUGAGUAUUAUAUGUUUUGGUUCGCUUAUUACCCUGUUUGUAGAGGAAACAAUGAGAAUUGUGAUACGGCAGCUAUAAAAAGAAAUAAAAGGUUCAAAUUGGAGAGUUGGGUUUCUUCCAUUUCUGGUUUUUCGAACACUAAACGGGGUGGUUCGGAGAGUAGGAUUGAGUGCAAUCUUUAUGUUAGGCUUCUUUAUGCGUAUCUUCGUGCAUUUGUGCCUGUAAGUGAUUUGAAUUCGCACCAGCCUUAUCGUAGCUCGCUUCUUCAGUACUCCUUGAGUAACGAUGGUUCGGUUAUAUUGCAAGCUGAGUUCAUUGUUAAUGUCUUUAUUCAUUUUUGGCUGGUCGACAAUGACUUUUCACCCUUUCCUGUUGAUUUAUGCAAGUCGUUUGGAGUAAGUUUUCCAUUCCGGUCGGCUUUGGGUGACACUCUGCCUACAGCUGGGCUUGGUGAGGUGGUGAAACUGUUUGUCAAAUACUUGAAUUUGAGUUCGGCAAUGCAGCCAGAUGGGAAUGAGAAUGUUGAACUUAGCGGCAGUCCAAGGUGGAAUUCAGGUUCAUUUGAUGGUUCUAGGUCGAGGAAUGUUAUGGUGGCUUUACCAUUUUUGAAUUCUAUUGGGUCUUGGAACUUGUCAAUUCAGAGGCCACUAUAUAGGUUUAUAUUGAGAACAUUCUUAUAUUGCCCCAUAGAAACUUCGAUAAAAAAUGCAUCCGAUGUGUUUUCGGUUUGGAUUACUUAUAUAGAACCUUGGACGAUCAGUUUGGACGACUUUAUGGUUAUUGAUGCCAUUGUUGAUGGAUCAGCUAAGACUUUGAAGGAGUCGCAGUCUCAAGCUUGUGGGUAUUCACCUAGUUGGCAGGGUUAUGCCUUAUCCAACUACUUAUACUAUAGUUCUUUGGUUAUGCAUUUUAUUGGGUUUGCACACAAGUUUCUUCACGCUGAUGCGGAAAUAGUAGUCCAGAUGGUCUUAAAGGUUAUAAGUAUUUUGACAUCAUCCAAAGAGUUACUUGACCUUAUAAAGAUGGUGGAUUCUAUUUUCCAUUCGAAACAGACUGGAUCUGGGAAACCAAUGCUUAAUAGCUUGUAUAGAUUUGUACCUUCAAUUCGUGAACAGUUAAAGGACUGGGAGGAUGGAUUAUCGGAGUCUGAUGCUGAUGGGUCUUUCUUGCAUGAAAAUUGGAACAAAGAUUUACGUCUUUUCAGUGAUGGAGAAGAUGGUGGCCAGCAGCUACUUCAGUUGUUCAUAUUACGAGCGGAAGCUGAGCUGCAAGCCAUCUCUGGUGACAAUCUUGCUCGAAACCUGCAUUGCAUAGGCUCACUAAAAGCACAGGUGGGCUGUCUAUUUGGUAGCCACAUGGUAAAGCCAUUGUCAUUUUCUCCGGAACCAAAACAGCAUCAGCAGGUCCGCAAUGAUAUAUUCAAGCCCAGAAGAGUUAGCAGUUGUACGAUGGCCAAUGUCAAUUACAAGGGUGACUGGAUGAAGCGCCCCAUCUCAGAUGACGAGGUUGGAUGGCUUGCAAAACUCUUGGUCUGGUUGUCGGAUUGGUUGAACGAGAAUCUUGGAAUAAAUCAGCCAGAGAACAGCCAGGCAGACUCGCCUUCAUGGCCUUAUGUGGAGGUUUUAAGCGCUGAGGUGGACAAUGUUUGUGGACCUAGAGAUACAAUGAAAGCAGUUUUAUGUGCUCUGGGUUCCUGGCUUCUUACGCUGGGUAUGGCAGUGGUACGGAGAAUGAGAAGACAUGGUGUGCGGGUGAACCUCAGGAUGUUGGCGUCCAAGAAGGUAGUAAUGGUUUUGUUUUUAUAUGUUGUAUUUAAUAUACUGAGGAAAGCUGUUGGAGUUCUUCAUAGGGUGUAGAUGAAACUAGAACAAGAAUAUCUAAGAGGAAAAAAGAAAAAAGGACAAAAAAAAAAAAGACGAGAUAAAGAAAAGGAAGUUUAUAGGAAUGGGGAAAGUUGUGUUUUCUCUACAAACUUUAUUGAUGGAGUUUUGUUGUUGCCAACUUGUAAGUAACUGUGAUACGUGCACAGCAUGAAAAAUGUAAAAGUUUUUUUUUUUUGGUUUUUUAAUGCCGUUUGAUGAUG